AGCAAGUAGUAGUAUAGCAAGCUAUGUAAUCAAUAAAGACGCAACUGCCAACUCGGGUGUUCUAUCUAGUCAUUCCCCUCUCACCACGGAGGGGCCAGAGACGUCUGAAGACUGCAGGGAAGGGAGUCUGCAUUUCAGUCUCUUCAGCAGCCCAGGCAGAAGGGCAAGGCUGGCUCUCCCAAUGGUCCUCCGGUUCCCCUUGCGCCGAAGUGCCAGCUUUACCCUGGAGUGCAGGACCUUGUUUGAGACACCUGAUCCCACCAUUCUUACCAUGGAAGCCAAUGUGUUGGUGAUGGGAGCAGAAAACGUUGGGAAGUCAGCCCUGACUGUUCGUUUCCUGACCCGACGAUUCAUUGGAGAAUAUGGCGACCUGGAAUCAAUCUACAGCCGAAGCUUGGAUGUGGAGGGCAGGAAAAUUCUCUUCCACAUCUGGGACUUCCCCAGUUCCCAUGAUCAGGCCGACCAGGACUCCACAGAAGAGAAGAGGAUCCAGUGGGCGGAUGGCUUCAUCUUGGUCUAUAGCAUCUGUGAUAGGGCCAGUUUCCACAUCCUUCCCACCAAAGUGCAGUUCAUUAAGGUAGCCAGGGAGGGCCAGAGCCCCGAGAAGGUGCCUAUCAUCAUUGUGGGCAAUAAGAGGGACCUAGGCCACCACCGGGCAGUUUCCAUUGAGGAAGGGCGGCUUCUGGCUCUCACCCUGAACUGUGACUUCUAUGAGGUAUCAGCAGCUGAGGCCUCUCAUGGAGCCCUUAUGGUGUUCCAGGGGCUGGCCCAGCACUUCUGGCAGGCUCGACUGCCACCCCGAAGAGGGAUUGGGAUCCGAGGUAUUGUUAAGAGUAUGUCAGCAGUAUUUGCCCGAAAGAGAACCGAUUCCUUCUAAGCUGGUUCACCUGGCAUCAGUUUCCCUCCUCGUAAGUUAUCUUAGUCAGUCACACAUUUAAUAAGCACCUACUAUGUAGAGAGUACUGUCUGGGACUGGGAUAAGGUAGUAGAAAAGAAAUAGAGUGCUCAUUCCCUGCCCUCAAUGAGCUUUUAAUUCAUGUACCCAGUGCCCACUCCACCACUUUCAACUACCAUCUCUAGAGAGUUAGUUUACAUUCUCCCAGAUUAAUAUGCCAUCAUUCCAACCAAGAUGGUACUGACUUCUAGAUCAGAAUUGGCUUGUAAUUGAGCCUGUUAUGAAGCCCAUGGGCCAUCUUGUCUAGGUAUGAUCCCACUUUCCUAAACUCUAGCAAAGACUAAUUGGGAGAUGUGGCAUCAGUGGUUCUUACCUGUCUGGGGUCCUUCAUAUUUAGGAUCCUUUGUAGCCUAGUACAGAUACUCAGUACGACUGCCCCUGAAGUCAAAGGCAAUGCAGUGUGGCACAGUGGAAUUAGAAGUGAAUUUGGAGUAAGAGAACUGACCUUAAAACCUAGCCAUGUUUCUCUGCCCUCGGGAAAGCCAUCUUCUGGACCUUAGUUUCUGCUUUUCUCAAAUUAGGGGAUGGGACCUAUAAUCACUAACAUCCCUUCUAGUUCUGAUACAGGUUUGUAAGCCCCAGAG
Molecule: messenger RNA, 1539 nt
Organism: Vombatus ursinus (common wombat)
Lineage: Eukaryota; Metazoa; Chordata; Mammalia; Diprotodontia; Vombatidae
Product: ras-related and estrogen-regulated growth inhibitor-like protein
Exons: 5
Coding region: 182-877 (231 amino acids)
Molecular function (GO): GTP binding; GTPase activity
Source: RefSeq, a predicted model, not a curated record